AUGGCGGAUCAAAGACCCAUUUUUCUUUGGUCCCAUCCGAGAUCUCUUUCUACGGUUUUUGAACGACCGUUUCUUCAACGUCCUCAAGAAUUCCAUGUUAUCCAUGAACCAAUUAAUCCAAUUAGUCGUGCUUAUGUGACCAAAAACUUCGAAUUGUUGAAUCAAAUCCCGUUACCUAAACCUACUGAUCCGAUCACUUUUGAUCAUGCAUCCAAUUUUUUAGAUGCAUUAGAAGGAAAUCUAGAAGGAAAUCCAUUAAGAUCCAAGGAAAUUCUUUCAAAAUUUAAACAUACGUUCAUAAUUAGAAAUCCAGAAAAAUCCGUAAAGUCUUUUUACAAAGCUGCAAAUUCUACAUAUAAAGCUUGGGAUAAAGCCUGCAUACCUAAUUCUGAAAGAUAUAACAUUUUUUUUCCUGAAAAAGUUUGGCUCAAAGAAUCAAGAAUUUUUUAUGAUUUAAUUAAGAACAUAACUAGAGAGGAGAUUGUUUUAGUAGAUGCUGAUGAUUUAGUUCAAGAACCAGUGAAAAUUUUGAGAAAAUAUUGUGAGAUGGUCAACGUAGAAUUUAAGAAAGAAAUGCUUGAAUGGAAAGAAGAAAGGUUGAAAAUAUGGGAUUUAAAA
Racocetra persica is the source of this 618-nucleotide messenger RNA. The record is from the annotation of a GenBank genome assembly. Lineage: Eukaryota; Fungi; Glomeromycota; Glomeromycetes; Diversisporales; Gigasporaceae.